ACUUCUCUCGUCCCUCAUAUAUCGCUGACGAAUCGCCGCUUUCCACCGGAUGGAACCCCAAGGAACCAUCGUCUUCAGCACCGUCGGAUUGCUUUACUAUGGCUUCGACGUUUUCUCCACUCCUCUCCCCGCCAACCUCGACGCCGCCGUCAACAAAGUAACGGAGCGCCGCCACACCGAUGGCGUCUCCGUCAACUUUAACGCCCAAUUCGUGGACGAAGGCCCGACCGUCGCGUUCGUGUCCGAGCGAACCGGUUCGCCCCGGCUUUACGUGGCCCAGUCGCCAGACCACAAACCCAAACCGCUCCCGAAUAUUCCGGAAAGCCUGCACCACGACCGCCCAACCGUUAAGAACGGCCUGGUCUACUUCGUCUCGGCCCACGAACCGCCCUCCGAGCCUUUCAAGAGCUGGUCCGCGGUCUACGCGGCCCGGCUCGAUACUAACGAGACCGUCCGGCUCACCCCGCCCGGCGUCGUCGACUUCAGCCCGGCGGUGUCCCGGUCGGGGGAGUUCGUCGCCGUCGCGUCGUACGGGUCUCGGCUGUGGAAAGGGGACUUCCACGAGCUCGCCACCGAGAUCGUCGUGUUCCGGGCCUCCGAUCCCUCCCGCCGCGCCGUGCUCUGUAGCCAUGGAGGAUGGCCGGUGUGGUCCGGCGACUCGACCGUGUUCUUCCACCGCAAGGCCGAGGACGGCUGGUGGAGCAUCUUCCGGUCCGAUCUGACUGCCGAUCUGGAGAAUUCACGCGGCCCCGACGCCGCCCGACGGAUCACUCCGCCGGGGCUCCACUGCUUCACGCCGGCGGCGUCGCACGAUGGAAAGCGAAUAGCGGUCGCCACGCGAAGAAAGGGCACUGAUUUCCGCCACAUCGAGAUUUUCGAUCUCGAAUCGGAUCGCUUUUACCCGAUCACAGAGCUUCUAAAUCCUAAUUUCCAUCACUAUAACCCCUUCUUCUCGCCGGACUCGGUUUAUCUUGGUUACCACCGAUUCCGAGGAGAAUCGGCCCAGGGGGACUCCAUCAUCCCCAAUCUCCAUCCGGUGAAGUCCCCGGUAAGAGGAAUUAGGAUGUUCCGCCUCCACACGACCUUCCCGUCCUUCUCCCCCGACGAAAAUUUUAUCGCCACCAACGGCGAUUUCCUCAACACCCCUGGGCUGAUGGUCCUGAAAUCCGACGGCUCCAAGCGGUGGACUCUUUUGAAGGAAUCGGGGGCGUUCUACACGGCGUGGAGCCCUACCGAGAAGGGGGUGAUCUACACUUCCAUCGGCCCUAUCUUCGAGUCCAGCAAAGCGACGGUCCAGAUCGCCCGGAUCUCCUUCGAUCCCAACGACCUAACCGACGAUCGGGAGGAGGUCCCGGUGGCGGUGAAGAUACUCACCCGAUCGGACGCCGGCAACAACGCCUUCCCGGCGUGCUCGCCAGACGGGAAGUCGCUGGUCUUUCGGUCGGGGCGGUCCGGCCAGAAGAACCUCUACAUCCUCGACGCCGUCAACGGCGAAUCCGACGGCGGUGAGGGGAUCCGGCAGCUGACUGAAGGGAAGUGGACGGAUACGAUGCCCACCUGGUCACCGGACGGCGAGCUGAUAGCCUUCUCCUCCAACCGCCACGCCCCCUCCAACCCGGACGUCUUCAGCAUCUACCUCAUCCGCCCGGACGGCACGGGCUUGCGUCGGGUUCACGUGGCUGGGCCCGCGGGGUCCUCCUACGUGGACAGGGAGAGGAUCAACCACGUGUGCUUCAGUCCGGACUCGAAGUGGCUCCUCUUCACGGCCAAUCUCGGAAGCGUGACUUCCGAGCCGGUCUCGUGGCCAAACCAAUUUCAACCCUACGGAGACCUGUAUGUCUGCCGGCUCGACGGGACUGGACUCAGGAGGCUGACGUGUGGCUCGUACGAGAACGGGACACCGGCGUGGAGCUCGCGUGGUGGGCCCGACGACCUUGGGUCUCUUUCCCUUCGGUCUCCCACCGGAGACAAGCUCCGAGGCCAGUUUGAUGAGCCUCUCUGGAUAACUUGUGACAUAUAAGUGAUUACUCUUCUCUACCUACUUUGUAUCUGGACUGUUCAUCACUGUGCUGCUGUAGCUGAUGUUGGAAAGUUGGAUUAAAGCAAAGUUAUGAUGUUGGCAUGUUGGAAUAAAGAAGAGUUAAUGUCCGCCUUAUCAAAAAAAAAAAAAGUUA
Elaeis guineensis (African oil palm) is the source of this 2174-nucleotide messenger RNA. RefSeq lists its product as uncharacterized. Lineage: Eukaryota; Viridiplantae; Streptophyta; Magnoliopsida; Arecales; Arecaceae. The record is from RefSeq and is a predicted model, not a curated record.